GAGGUCAGGCUGUUGGAUUGGCCCAGUACGAAUACUGGGUAUGUGGACAUGAAGCAGUGCGCCUGGCUGGGCUAUCCGCUGGAUUACUAUCUCAAGGGCGGUGUCUAAGGAGGACAUCUCCUAGCAUACAUGUCACGUAAAGAAGCUGGCCACCAAAAUAUUAAUAGUUCCACCGUUCCUACUCCAUUGUGCAGAUCACUGGCGUGCAGUAUAGAUUUAGAGAGCGUGAGGCUGAAGCCACCUUUCUCCGUGAUUGGCUGCAGUCGAGCUAGUCACUCAACCGGUAUGCCUCUCUCAGCCUCGUCGAGACAAUUUAAACCUGGACAACACUUCAAUUGAGUUUCAUCCGCUUUUCCCCUCAACCACAACAUACUUUCAACGCUCGAAAAAAUGGCUUCUGGUUUCAGCCUUCACCAACGGGGUAGCAAACUCAACGAUGGUACGAUCGCUGGAAUCACGGGUAAGAUGUGGAGACUGGGCCAUCAGAGUCAGCCGGACCGCGGAUGUGGGAGCUACUCUGGCUCAUCUGCGAGUGAUCCGGGUCAAGCCCAGGUCGAAGAUGUUUCUCAAGUCGAGGAGGACUGCAUGUGUGCCUCCUAUGCCACACGAUUGGAAAGUUGCCGUACGCAUCGCAGCAAUGAUAUUAAGGAGGUACGUCGCGGUCCGUAUCAUACGAAGAGCAUCUUCAGGAAAGGAAGCUUGAGCUACGAAUGUACAGGGGUUAUACCAGACUGGAACAGACAGACCCUGGUGGUGAGCCCGUGGGAUGUGGAAAUCGUCCCUAAUCCGAUCAUCUUUCCUCACCUACAUGGCUCGCUGGUAAGAAUCAGCCAUUCACCCGGCGAGAAAUGUCUGGCCCGAUGUAUGACCGCUUCCCCGCCCGCCCCUCGAAGUGUCCGGACUAUAAGACAGAGCGCAGAGUUACAAUCUACAUUCGGCAACGGGAAGUCUGAAAGACCUGAUAAGACGAGCGGAGAGACUGUCGUCGAACAAAUUGCGAUCGCUGAUCAGACAUUGUCACUAAAUAUCUUGCCAAUUCAUGGGCCAUCCAUAGGCGGGAACCCACAGUUUUUGUCCUCUCCACUGCCUUCUGAUGAAGCAACAGCGGACGAGCUCGACACAGUGUUUUCUCCACCACCGACAAUGACCAAGAACGAAGAUCUCAGGCUCCAUACUUGUUUGGUGUGCCAGCAACGUUUUCAAACCACUACACUCGCGCCCACCAUCGUCGAUACAGAUGCGGUACCUGUGACUCGGCCUUCAACCUUCGCGUAGACCUAUAUCGUCAUUAGACCACCGUCUACUCGCAGCCGGGAGCGAAGUUUGUGUGCUCCAAUGCGCACUGCACGAUCAGAGGCAAAGUGUAUAAGCGCAAGGACAACUUCAAUCGAAAUGUAAGACGCUGUCAGGAAACAUAAAAAGGGCAGGAGGAGUACAUAUCUGGGACACCUGGACAUUGGCUGACAUGAAUCCAGCGCUUCAAUACCCCGUUACGUUAUGCGAAUAUCUCGUGCCACAGAACUCGCAAGUAACAGUGUGAAGACGAGACAAUC
Molecule: messenger RNA, 1553 nt
Organism: Didymella exigua CBS 183.55
Lineage: Eukaryota; Fungi; Ascomycota; Dothideomycetes; Pleosporales; Didymellaceae
Exons: 4
Coding region: 391-1275 (294 amino acids)
Source: RefSeq, a predicted model, not a curated record